ACCAUUUUCAGAGAACAUUACAUUGCCCCAAAAGGAAAGUUGCAGGGUUGUGGGAACGUCCGAAUGAAGGAGACUCUGCACUCGGCUAGUCAAGUCUCCGGCCUGACUUGCUAAUCCCCUUCACUUCUUCAUCAAUUUCACCUCCUCCGAUUGCAUUGAACUUUACACAAACAUGGAAACGCCUCGUUCUCCAAAGCCCACGAGCUUCGUUUCGCUGCUUUCCAUUUGUUUCUUCUUCGAUUCCGUUCGCUCUGUUCCAUCACUCAUCGGAGUUCACCCCCUCGAUGAGAAGUAUUAUUACUCGGAGGUCAUAAAAUGCAAGGAUGGUUCUAAAUCUUUCACUAUUGAUCGUCUCAACGAUGAUUUCUGUGACUGCGUUGAUGGAACUGAUGAGCCUGGUACUUCUGCCUGUGCAAGAGGGAAAUUCUAUUGUCGGAAUAUGGGAAGCACACCACGAUUCAUAUUUUCUUCCCGUGUCAACGAUCGUAUUUGUGAUUGCUGUGAUGGAAGUGAUGAAUACGAUGGUAAUAUCUUUUGCCCGAACACAUGUGUCAUGGGGGGAAAUAUAGUGUACAAGAGCAACAAUGAUAUUUCAACUACUCGAGAUGUUGAUAUAAUAGUCAACAGAAAAGUUCAGGAAGAAAUCACCGAGGAGGACAUCUUCCAAAAGCUAAUUGGUUUGAAGCUAGUAAUAAUCCUACAGGUAGCCCUAACAAGUUUUGCAAUCCUCAUUUGGGCAAACCGUUGUCGUGUGAAAUCUAAGAGAAGACGACACCGUUGAAGCCAGCAUGGCAAUCGUCAUUCUUCUCCGCUAUUAUCCAAAUACGUGCUCACAAAGCUUGACACAUGGGAUAAAGAACUCCUGCUACCUUCACCCUUCUUUGCAGAGCCAUGCCUAUCUUAACAGCCUUAACAAACCAUGAUCCAUUAGUUGCCUGGGGCUUAGCUUUAGUUUAUAUAUAUAUAUAUAAAGAUCACAACAGCAGAAUAACACAGAGGAUUAGCUACUCAACAAUUUUGUUACAAUGUUUGUCUUGUAUGACUUUCAAUAACCAAAUGAAGGUUGUGUAAAAGUAAAA
Molecule: messenger RNA, 1079 nt
Organism: Benincasa hispida (wax gourd)
Lineage: Eukaryota; Viridiplantae; Streptophyta; Magnoliopsida; Cucurbitales; Cucurbitaceae
Product: kinase C substrate, heavy chain-like protein
Biological process (GO): N-glycan processing
Cellular component (GO): glucosidase II complex
Source: RefSeq, a predicted model, not a curated record